CACGCGAGGGCUCUCCCAUCACGCCCGUCGAAGAAGGCGAGCCAGGUUCUACUGGUGAGCGUGGAAGCUCUAAGGUGCACCAACUGGUGGAGAUGUACGACGGCAUCGCAAGGAAGAGCAACAACCCCCCCGAGCUGGUGCCUCCACCAAAGCGAAGCACAAGCCAAUCGCCGAUAGCCAUAGAGUUCUCGCAAUCGGCUGACAUAAAAGCUACCGACCUCAAAAGCAGCAAAGAAGCUGUUGGCGAAAGGAAUUUCACGUCAUCGUCACCGGACCGAAUCGAUGCAAGGAAUGCCACGGGGCAGGAUAAAGCCAUAUUGAACGGCGAAUAUAUUGAAGCUCAUGUUAUGCCGAAGGGACUCCAGGCGGAGCACCAAAUACCCAGGAACUACGCGGAUGAUCACUUACCUGGAAACGACCAUUCGGAAAUUCUUUCGACCAAAGUCGCAAACCACGAACCCUUCAAGGUCGACCUCGAGCAGGUUGAAUCCCUAUUUGCAUUCUCUGCAAGCAAUGUAACAGGCGCGGAUGUUGAAGUACCUGAUCAAGUCAUCGUUGAUAGCUUUGAGAGUGUCUCUGAGCGGAGAAUGUGGUAUCGUCUCUCGCGUUAUGAGUCACUCAGAAGAUAUGAUACGGGAAAUGAUGACAAUUACGUUCGUAUCACGUGGGUCUCAUCGACCGUAAGGUCAGACGCCUUGAAGACGGUCCGCCGCUGGAUGGAGGAAGACUCGAUAGGGCAAAGGCCUUUUCGAACGGGCGUGGCGAAAGGCGUAGGUGGUCAUGGCUUUGGAUGGGACAAGGCCAGCACACAGGUUGAUCUCGAGAACUUCUUCAGCCGAAGGCAUCUCAAGAAAAAUGACACCCUGGCCACCCCUCAACGCUCAUCCAUGAUUGGACAGUCUCCUGGUCCAGCCAUUCUUGUCAACGAGUCACGACCUCUGAGUCUGCCACCGCUGGCUGUCAAUUUGAACACCUGGCAUGAUCAGGCUGCCCUUGGCUGGACCACUGGCCGCGAUAAGUUACAAGAUGGCACACGCGAAACCCCACCGAUGAAUCGUGCAACAUCAGAUGACCGUGGUUGCAGAGACCACGAGUCUUCUCCUAAUCAAAAGUCGAGCGAGCAUACAUCAUCGCCUAUUCCGGACGGCCUCGCCAUACGAACGAACCUACCGCUAGCAGAUACACAGGAAGACGAGGACGACGAGUGGGGUGAGAUGGUGACACCAUCAGUCGACAACUUUCCCAAAAUUGCUGGCUCGGAGAUACAUGCUCAGGCCGCAACUGUCUCGAAGCCAGACGACUGGGGCUUUGGCAAAUGGGUGGACAACGAAGCGACAAAUGCACAAGCAGUUACCCCCCAGACACCCAUUCUGCCAGCCAUAAUGCAGCAGAUUCCUCAGACAGUCGAAGAAGUUGCAGCUCCUGGAUCUUCAUCAAAGAGCGACUACCUCAGUAACGAGCUGACUGUCGACCAAUUCGUCCGAAAUUUGCCAGAUUUGUCUUACAUGUUACGAUAAUCGCCAACCGACAAAUGAUAGGUUUAUCACCUAGCACGAUUAUGUAUAACCUCCCAGGGCGCAUGGGACAUCCAUUGGAGAUAUAACGUCGCCUGGAUACGGCAAAAUGUAUAUACCGAAUUGUACAAC
This is a messenger RNA of Verticillium dahliae VdLs.17, 1646 nucleotides long. RefSeq lists its product as uncharacterized. The record is from RefSeq and is a predicted model, not a curated record. NCBI's taxonomy places the organism in Eukaryota, Fungi, Ascomycota, Sordariomycetes, Glomerellales, Plectosphaerellaceae. Bases 93 to 1517 code for a protein of 474 amino acids. The transcript has a single exon.